This is a messenger RNA of Protopolystoma xenopodis, 624 nucleotides long. The record is from the annotation of a GenBank genome assembly. NCBI's taxonomy places the organism in Eukaryota, Metazoa, Platyhelminthes, Monogenea, Polystomatidea, Polystomatidae.
AUGUCCGCGCUGUACCGGCUGGCAAAGAUUCAGCACGACCUCCGGACGAAUCGGCAAGCUUCCGACAAUCGAGCGCUAGUCUCUGAGGCACAGGUGGCGGCUGCGCGUACACUCACUCGAUCUAUCCUCGCUCCAGAUUCGGCAAGUAGUCGGUUUCCAAGCAAACAUCAUCGUCUGCGUCUUGGCCGUCGUCUCCCGUCCUCCAUCCUUCUCAACACGGCCCAUCUUCUCCGCCACCAUUCCAGCCGCCAUCUUCGUCAUCUCAAGCACAAUCGUGUCGAGGCUCCUCCUCGUUGCCUCGAAGCUGGACUCAUCUCGUCUCUCGCAGCGUUUUCGUCCUCUUCGUCUAUUGCCAGCUCUAUGUCUUCUCAACAGGCCGGAAAGACCAUUGGCUCCACCAAAGUCACUCUUUCCUGUGCCUUGCCGCAUCAGUUUACGAGAACACGGCGCUGCCGAGACCUGCGUAGGAGUCAGCGCCGACGGAGAAGCCAGAAGUUGCUAUCUGAUGAAUUGAUCUUGGCGCCGUCAGCUGCCUUGGUACUGGAGUCACCGCUGGAGAAGCGAAAGCAGGCCUAUGAAUAUGCUCCAGGACGUCAGGAGAGUCUUAAACUUCCUUGUAAGUAA